Molecule: messenger RNA, 495 nt
Organism: Dentiscutata erythropus
Lineage: Eukaryota; Fungi; Glomeromycota; Glomeromycetes; Diversisporales; Gigasporaceae
Source: the annotation of a GenBank genome assembly
UUGCUAAAACCAGAUCUCACAACGAUGAACAUAAAACUUGCACAUUUACACAAACCAGCUCUCAAACAACGACUAUAUUUACCUGUGUAUCUAAUCUAGCAACUCCCACUUAUAAAGCUCCUCCUGAUGAGAUUUCCGCUUACAAUCGCAUUAGUCGUCACUAUAAUAGUGUUCGAAAGGAUAAACAUAAUAAAACAAUAACUGUCACUUUUACGCCUACAACUACUCUGUGCCCUACACCAACCUCGACAUGUUGUCAAGUACCCGGUGGCCAAGGGUGGCAAAACGAAUUUCACACUCCUACUAAUAUAACAAUACUUAAUAAUAUUACUAAUUCGCAAGAUUGUUGUAAAUUCUGUUUGAAUGAUUUGGAAUGUGUUCAGUGGGCAUUCCCCAAUCAAUGUAUCAAUUAUAAUACGACCGAUACUUGUGGUGGUGCUAUAGUUAAUUCUAAUGGUUUUUUUGAUAGCGGAAUUAUUCGUUGUAAUGAUAAUG